AUGGGGAAAAUAUCAACCCCUAAGGCCCUCCGUGGGCCUGACUCGGCUUUUAGUUUGUCCAGUCUGCUUUCUAACAAAUUCUUUGUUUUCAAUGCUCAACCCAAGGGAGGAUUUGUUAACGAAUAUGUUGGAGAGGUGAUUGAUGAGGAAGAAUGUCGUGCCCGGAUUAAACAUGCUCAGGAGAACAAUAUCGGCAAUUUCUACAUGCUUACAUUGGACAAGGAUCGAAUUAUUGAUGCCGGGCCCAAGGGAAAUGAAGCCCGUUUUAUGAACCACAGUUGUCAGCCAAACUGCGAGACGCAAAAAUGGACGGUCAACGGAGACACACGUGUUGGGCUUUUUGCGCUUACAGAUAUCCCUGCUGGCACUGAGUUAACAUUCAACUAUAACCUUGAGUGUCUGGGCAAUGGGAAGACGGUGUGCAAGUGUGGUGCAUCUAAUUGCAGUGGAUUCCUGGGAGUGAGGCCAAAAGUAAGGAGAUGA
Sinocyclocheilus grahami is the source of this 483-nucleotide messenger RNA. RefSeq names its product histone-lysine N-methyltransferase NSD2-like. Gene Ontology annotation, molecular function: protein binding. Lineage: Eukaryota; Metazoa; Chordata; Actinopteri; Cypriniformes; Cyprinidae. The transcript has 4 exons. The record is from RefSeq and is a predicted model, not a curated record. Bases 1 to 483 code for a protein of 160 amino acids.